AUGUCCUUUCGAGCUGCCGCUGUGUUCGGCUUGGCUACUCUCCAAGGCGUUACCGCCCAUCUUGCCGCUUAUACUCCUGGAAUGUACUGCCCUCAGAACACUUACCAGGGCCCUCUCACCAACUUUUCUGAUCCCAACCACGUCAUUUACGACCCUCUCUUCAACCUUGAGCAGGAUAGCUGGUUCCUGUCCAAGGGCCGCAACUGCUGGCUCGCACCACCAACUGGUGUUUGGGAGAUCCAGGCCAACUCUGUCAUCCAAGUCCCAUGGGCCAACGGGCAAAACUCUAAGGGAUACUAUGCCGACGGAAAGGAACAAAACCAGCGCCCUCAGCCAUUCUCCGUUACAAAUCCUGCAGUCGUUGCUGCCGGUCUGGUCUCCUCCUCUGGAGGCAUUAACAGCCCCAACUUGCACGCCGGUAACAAGUCCACUGCUGCUGGUACCGCUGUUGCCAUUGCCUACAAGUCCAACAUCUACGAUGUGAAGAUGGAGGACUUUGUUGUCUUCACCACCGCACCUCAGACUCCAUUUGAGCGCCUGGUUACCUACGAUAUUCCCAACCUGAAGGCCUGCGACGAGUGCCUCUGCGCUACUGUUUGGAUUCCCAACGGCUAUGGUCAGCAGAACAUGUACAUGGCUCCCCACAAAUGCAAGAUUGUCAACCCCAGCGGAGGCCAGCAGCCCAAGACUCCUUCUCUGGUUCCUGGCCCCAACGUCAAAGGGCCCAAGCAGAUGAUUGCUGCCUUUCAGGCCAGCGGAAACAAUGUCCAGUGGAAGAAUGGCCAGCAGGUUCCCACCUAUACCUCUAGGAUGGGAUUCACCGCCGGUGCCCAGACUGAUAUCUUCUAA
Molecule: messenger RNA, 849 nt
Organism: Trichoderma asperellum CBS 433.97
Lineage: Eukaryota; Fungi; Ascomycota; Sordariomycetes; Hypocreales; Hypocreaceae
Source: RefSeq, a predicted model, not a curated record